Molecule: messenger RNA, 7764 nt
Organism: Poecilia reticulata (guppy)
Lineage: Eukaryota; Metazoa; Chordata; Actinopteri; Cyprinodontiformes; Poeciliidae
Gene: dpy19l3
Product: dpy-19 like C-mannosyltransferase 3
Cellular component (GO): nuclear inner membrane
Molecular function (GO): mannosyltransferase activity
Source: RefSeq, a predicted model, not a curated record
GCUCUCUCUCACCCUCCUCUCUCUUAUCCUGCGCCUGUGUGUGUUUUUAUAGACAAGAGGUCAGCAGUAGUCCUCUCUUCUUUUUUUUUAAUUUUCCCUCUCCCUCCCUUCGGCGGCUGCAGUUGUCCACAGUCUGUCCUGUUGUUCACACACUUACUGCAGCUUACUUUUUAUUUUUUUUCUUUAUACUUUGAACUGUUUAAAGAUAGCUUUUUAUUUUCACCUCAACCAGAAGCCGGGACAUUUUUUCUGCUUGAGGAAGGAGUCAGUGGUUCCAGUCGCGACUUCACUCAUCCAUGGAUCCUUCAAGCAAUCACAUCAGAGAUAGAAGUUAUUCAAAAUUCAUCAAGAGGACAUGCUGACAGAAAGAAAUGAAGGGGAGAAAAAUUAAGUAGCUUUCACAAGGAAGGCACUCUUCUGAACUUGUUCACUGGGCUUAUUCUCUUUGACCUCAAUAUAAACCGGGGAUUAUCCGUAUUCCUUAUAGUUUUUGGUGAAAAGCCAGUGCUUGUUUUGCCUUGGGUAGACUAGAAAGAGGAUUGGAAAGGAAACUAGCUCCUCAUUCCCUGUGAGAGAGCUUUUGCAUAUUUCCUCUGGCGAAGAACUUGAAGCGAUUAAAAACCGUUCUUUAAUUUAUUUGGAGCGACUUCAAGUAAAGGAAAAAACAUGGCGUGUUGGUAUUUAUCCCUGUAAUGGAUUUGGAUUUCUUCUACGAAGUAUCCCAGGCGCAUCCUGUUUAUUUUCCUGGAUCUAACACGUCAAACGAUCCGACAACAUAUUGAUGAUCUCCAUUUUUCUCAUGCAAUGGAAGUUCGGAAAAGAGCAAAGGUGAACCAGGCUGGGAGCAGUCUGGGGAUUUUGCUACCCGGAUCAUCUUUAGAGAGAUGCAACAGUGGCAAGAGGACGGAGCCAGCAAGGAUUAGAGAAGGAGUUUCCCUGCUUGGACAAUCCGGUUCUUUUUCCGGUUCAUGCCUUCCGCGCCAGUGGCCUUGGCAACGGUGUGUUUCCAUGGCAGCAGGGCUGUUUCUAGCGGUGCUGCUGGCCGUGACUCAGGCCUGGUGUGUCAACGCCAUACACGAGAAUCUGCUGUGGUUCUCUCAGCUCACGGAAGUGGAGAGGGAGAUCUCUUUCCGGACGGAAUGUGGACUCUACUACUCGUACUACAAGCAAAUGUUGCAGGCUACAUCCAUACAGGAAGGCCUGUCAGAACUGAUCCGUGACAACUUGACAGAAUCAAAGAGGACCAUCAAUCUCUUACAGCGGAUGAAUAUCUACCAAGAGGUGUUUCUCAGUGUUCUGUACAGACUGCUGCCCUUGCAGGCAUAUCUGGAGCCCGUGUAUUUCUACAUUUACACAGUGUUCUCGCUCCAAGCCGUGUAUGUGAUCGCUCUGUACCUCACAGCAUGGCUCCUGGCUGGUUCCUGGCUGGCUGGUUUACUGACUGGAGUCUGGUACAUUCUUAAUAGGGUGGACACCACUCGGGUGGAGUUCACCAUCUCCCUCAGGGAGAACUGGUCUUUGCCCUUCUUUGCCCUGCAGGUCACUGCUGUCACUUGCUACCUCAGGCCUCAGCUCAGCGCCUUGCAGCAGAAAGUGAUGGUAUGGCUGAUGUACGUGACGACAUGUUGCUUCUGUCUGACGUGGCAGUUCAACCAGUUCAUCCUACUGGUUCAAGCUCUCAUUGUUUACAUCCUGGACAUCGUCGACCUCUUGACGACGACCCAGGUGACCACACUGUACCUGGUUCAGGUGAGCGGCCUGCUGAGCGUUUGGCUGCUGCAAUUCUGCAACUCCAUGAUCCUGGGAUCGCUGGUGCUCAGCUUCAUUGUUGCAGCACUCUUCAUCAGACACUGCCAGUCUGCUUUGAAGACUGGAGGCCUGCUGGUUCGUCUGGCCAAAGUUCUCCUCCACAGCAUCCUUGUUCUGCUGCUCGCCUUCAUCAUCAACUCCUUGACUAAGAAAGCGCUUCAGCUCAGAUCAGACGAGCACAUUUUUAAAUUCAUCAAGUCAAAGUUUGCCUUGGGGCCGACGAGGGACUUUGAUGCCAGUCUGUAUCUGUGUGAGGAGGCCUUUGGGCUGCUACCACUGGACACUGUGGAGCGCCUGGCUGGCACCCUGCUGCUGUACCCAUACGUCCCCACUGUCCUGCUGCUCAGUGGCAUGCUGGCAGUGGCAGUGCUGCACAACCUCAGACCGAAAGGAGGUUGGGAGGAAGAGAAGAGAGCAGCUGCAGGGGGACAGGUGGAGACUUUCCGGCCAGAUGUGGCCUACAACCUGCUGCACUCUGUGCUCUACGGCCUCCUGGCUUUCAGCACCAUGAGAAUGAAAUACAUUUGGACAGGCCACAUGUGUGCGGUCGCGGCAUAUGGUGUGUGUGGGACCGACCUGUGGACUCUGCUUCUCAAAGCUCUCCGCUGCAACACUAAAGUUCUGCUCCGGUUUAUCAGAUAUGCAGUUCCAGUGCUGAUGAUUGGCUGGCUGUAUUAUAAGUUCUGGCCUAAGCUGAUGGAGGAGCUAUCAGAGCUGAGGGAGUUCUAUGAUCCAGACACAGUGGAGCUGAUGACCUGGAUUAGCACGAAGACCCCAAAGCAGGCUGUGUUUGCUGGAAGCAUGCAGCUCCUGGCUGGCAUCAAGCUGUGCACAGGCAGAGUUCUCACCAACCACCCACAUUAUGAAGAUAAAGACCUGCGGGAGCGGACCAGACAGGUGUACCAGGUGUAUGCUCGGCGGUCCCCAGAGGAAGUGUAUGACAUCCUGAGGGCGGUGGGGGCCGACUACGUGGUUCUGGAGAACAGCAUCUGUUACGAGCGGAGGCACCGGAGAGGCUGCAGACUGCGGGACCUGCUGGACCUGGCCAACGGACAUAUCAUGGAUGGACCAGGUGAGAACGAGCCGGACCUUGUCCCCGCCUCCCACCCUCGCUUCUGCGAGGCCAUCAAGACGGACGCCACGGCUUACACUGGGCUGUUCACCAGAACAUUCCAGAACAAAACCUUCUACGUCUACAGGCUCAAGAAGAAACGUAAGAAAAGCGGCAAAGCGUCCUCCGAGCCCGGCGUGAAGCAGUAGCGGGACCAGAAACACAACCAGAGGGAGCACUUCCCUACUGUACAGAGCUGUGAUCAUGACUUUUAUUUUGAUGUUGCUUUGUUCUUGGCUAACCAUGACUCCAUGAAGUGUGGCGUCAGCGCAGCGGGCCAGUGAAGUCCGGGGUUGCACUUUUGCUAUUAGCGGAGAGCUAAAGCAACUCUUAAAAAUGCUGCUGUUUGCUACUGAGAUCAUGUUUGUCUAAGAAAACAGAAAUUAUUAAAACUAAUGAAGUUUCUAUAUGAACACAAUAGAGCCCUGAAAGUCAAAACAUCAGGGCAGUUAUGAUUUAUUUGAAGAUGGAUAGUUGAAGCGAUAUGAAUUAGAAGUUGAAAAAAAAUUAUUAAUUAGUUUUGUGGUAAUAUCAUAGAUUUGUUUACAUAUUCAGAAAUUCGAUAAAGGAAUUUUUUUGGUUUAUUAGUUUCUUGGUUUGUGGAUCUGAGAUUUUAGAUAUUUUCUAAGGCAGCAGUGUGUUUCCACCAAGAACUGAAUCAUUCCAGGCCGUUUUCUGCCUGCCACUCAUCUCAGGUGAUGGUGCCAUGUUCUACAAAGUGUCAAUGCUUACAUUAUGAAUCUCUGACUGUAUGAGAUGAAGUGUUUUCUGGACGUUUUUCACCAUAUCAGUUCAUCUAAGCGAUCUGCCUCUGUGUACAAGCAGACCUGCUCACACCUAACAUCAGCAAAAACAUCUGUGAAUUAUGAAUUUAUUGACUAAUCUCUGUUGUUCUAAGUUUCGAGGACUUUUCAAGCUGCCAAUGUAUUUUGUGUAAACGCCUACCCCCUGUCGCCUAGCAACAGUUACAUUGCUAACUCAAGCUGGAAAAAUGUUUUUCCUAUUCAAUUAAAUUAUUAAAUUACAUUUUUAUUAUUUUCUUUUUUUUCGCAAAAGAAAAUGACAUAAACCUAACAAUACAAUCGCUUUAAUCUUUUUUUAAUCCCCAGAUUUUAAUAUACUUUCAUAUAAAACCGUAUUCCGCUAUUGCUCUCCCACUUUAUUCGCCAUUGGUUCACGAAUAAAACUCAGUUUGGCUUAGGGAGAAAAAAAAGAUACUCCAGACUCUUCCAUCAAAUUGAGGGGGAAAAGUAUGGAUUUGGAGGAGCCUUUGAAUUCAGACAGCCUUUGUUGCUUCGCUGUUACAUAGUCAGCCUUCAAAGGCCUUCGAGGGUUGCAGUCCUUAAAUUUGGACAUUUUACAAGAUGCAUUUUAGGGUCAGGGUUUCACUGAACAGGGACAUGACAACAUUUGUUUCAAAACAAAUUGACGACACACGAAGGCAGUUUUAACUCCGGUAGCUAAGCUAACUGGGAUGAUGCUAGCUAACUUAAAGAUGUAAAUUAAAGUUUACCCAUCAAUAAAGUUAGACAUAAACCUCUUUGAGAGUGAAGUUCUCACCUUAAAAAGUCAAAAAAAUCUCACCAGCACUUAUGUCAAAUUCCAACUUAUACAAAAUGUCUACAGUAGAAGCGAAAAAUGUUUUAUCACUAGUGUCAAAUUUACCCUUUAAAUACGGAGACACUUUCCUGAGCUGGCAGCCAAUCAAAGUAUUGAUUAAAAUAUUCCACAGCAAAAUUGGAAACUCUUAAAAAUAGAUUUGGCAUCUGAUGGUGAAACUUCAGCAGCAGCAACACUCAGAUAUAAUAUGCUAUAGAAACAUAGUUUACAUGAAAACAUUUCUUAAGGUGAAAUCCAAAAGGGCAAUACUGCCAAAUUAAAUACAUACAUCACAUUGCAACUGUUGUGACAUUAAAAUAUUUUAAUGAGUAAAAUAUUUUUUCUUCUUGUCUGGUGGGAACAUCUGUGGGAACAACGUAUUUAUUGAAUAAAUCAUAACAAGUCCUGGACUUAUUUUAUUUCCUCCCAUGUUUACAGACAGGCUCCGUACAAUCGAGCCUUUACUUGUUGACUCGUUUUCUACCGUCAAAGUGAAAUACAAUAUAUUGGUUAAAAUGUUUUAAGCUAAUAUGAGCUAGCAUAUUAGCAGUUCUGUGUCUCAGUCCUGGUGCUUCCCUGAUCCAAAUGCUUUUCAGAACAAAGUCAAGCUGACUCUGAAGCAUCGUUUUACUCAUGAAAGUUGGCAACAAAUGCGGUUGAUGAUGAACCAACUUCUUCCCUGAACAGCUGAUUCAGUUUACAGAGCGGUUUGCUGUCGGUCAGAAGCGCCCAGAGCUAACAUUUGGAUUAGCUUCACUUUGUUGAAACUCGGACUACAUUGUCACUGUUUGGCCUCAGGGUUAACUGUAACCAUUUAUUGUCUAAAAGGUAAACAUUGAGGAUAAUUAUUCUUUUUUGGUUACACAUCUGAGGUCAGAGCAGCUUCUUGGUGAUAUUUGUGUCGCCUUUGUUGUUGUGAUUGCCGUCAUGUUUCUCUUUGUGACUCGUCAGCGGCAGCCUCAACCUUUUCACUGCCGUCGCUCCUGCAUACAAACACGCAUGAAUAAUGGAAGCUGUGAGGAAAUUGCAGCAGGCUGACAACCGCACUGAUUCCUCGCCGCAAUUUCCAAAUAAUUCGGAGGGUUGCCGAGGUAUGGCAACACUCAUAUGAAACCCAGGAGGAGGAAGAGGGUGGAAAAACAGACUCAUGUUAAAGAAAAGUAGAGAAAUGAGAGCAGAUCACAACUCGGAUCCAUAAUGAUCUACAGCCUUAUUUCCUUUAUCCUCUCGGCUUAAGGAAAGGCUCUGAUUGAAACAGAGAUGUAGAUGCCAGUCAGACAAGGCGCUGGUGUGUGUGUGUGUCUGUGUGUGUCUCCUCACACACCAGCUUUCCAGUAUUUGUGUGCAUGUUAAUAGGAACGUCGCUCUUUGAUAAUUUACACCCUCCUGCUUUUGAAAACGUGUCGUUUGUUAACUCCCGUCGUAAUGCAUACCAAUCGGAUCGGCGGCGCUUGUUCCUCGUCUGUCCUGCCUUCAUGCUGAUUGUUUAAUUAAGUAGAUGCCAGAUCGCUUUAUUUGAGAGGAAAGUGAUUCCAUUAUGUUUGCUUAAUAGGAGUGUACUAAUGUCAUAUUUUUCCAGCACUAGUAAUUUCCAUACAUAUUGGGAUUGGUGGUUCUGCUGUCGGGGCCCAUGGUGUUCUGUAACAAGCAGGACGAUUCCUGCUGAAGAACAGCAGAGAGAAGCUCAAACAGUUUUCUGGCUGUUCGCUCCAGUAUCAGGUGUUGGAUGUGGAUUUGAAAACAGCAACAAGGUCAAUGAGCUGCUGGAUGAUGAUGCUCAGCACGGCUGACACGUCAGGGGCAGGAACUCAUGGAACACUAGAAUAUUUUUCUGAAAUGGCAAAUUUAAUUUUCAGCUGGAGUGGGGUUUUUUUUAUUUUGUUUUGUUUUUUUCCUGAAUGAUUUGGGAUGUGCUGCUGCUCCAGAAUUAAUUAUAUUCUGAGGUCGUUUUGAGCAUUAGACAUAAAGUUCACUGGUGAUGUUUUCAUGUGUCUAAACACGAGUUCAGAUACAUUCUGUCAGAUGUUGUAGCAUCUCAUUGGCCAACUUGAUCAGUUUAAACAAAGAUUUUUCUGUUUAAAUCAUGAGAGUUAAUGCCAACACAAAGUCGUGUAUAAUUCAGAGGUGGACUGAAAACGAAAUGGGUUUCAACAUUUUGUAAAGAAAGUAUUUCAGUUUUAGCUCCAGAUCACUCAUAAGAGAUUAGAUACACAUUCUCAUAUUGAGUUAUGUCUGGACUUUGACUAAGCCACUCUGUUUGAUUAACAGCAGAUGCAUGUUUAUGGUUGUCAUGCUGAAAGGUCAGUUUAAACUGGAGCAGCACAAGCAAAUGUGGUGGAUGUCAGCAGAGCUUUCCAACAACUGAUGGAAAACUCAGUUGUGUAGCAUUGUCUUUGCUGCCAGAGCUGCUAGCAUGUUACCCUGUUGAUCUGUUAGCAUGUUACCCUAGUGAGCUGUUAGCAUGUUACCCUAAUGAGCUGUUGGCAUGUUACCUUAUUGAGCUGUUAGCAUGUUACCCUAUUGAGUUGCUGUUAGCAUGUCAUGACAGUCUUUAGUCAGAGGCUUCUUAAGAGUUGUUGAAAGGCUGACUGGUACUGGAGAUCCUUCUUGUCCACAUCAUCACCAAAAUCAAAUAUUUGAUGUUUCCUUUGGGAUAAAUAAAGCUUUUCUUUUAAUUGAAUGAGUUAUGAGACAAAAUGCCCACCAUAUAUCGUUUUCUUUACGCUGCAACACGACUGUGUCGGUGUGUCACAAGAAUCUUGAUAAAAUAAAUGAACUCUGUUAUAAAAGGCUUUGAAAAAAAUGAAUUCAUACAUUUACAAGGAGCUACAGGACUCUUCACCUUCAUUACAUAUCUUUGGUGUUUUCCCUGUGAUGUGAUCAUGCAGUGUUGUGCCAAAUAUGAAAGUGUAAGAAGGAACAUGUGUAAAACAUUGGUCUUUGUCUCUUGGACACAUUUAGUACAAACACAUCCACCUGCAGAAAACUUUAAGGAAACAUAAUUCAGGACGUCCUCAGAAUGUAUGGACUUUAAUGACAACAUGGUGUCUGUUUCUGUGAAGGAGGAAUGUUCAGUCCUGGAUCCACUCGGCUCAUAUGAAGCCAGUACUGCAGAAGUGAGUCAGUUUCUGCCAGUUCUAGUGCCAAAGUCAUUGUUACAGGACGAAUCUGUUAUUUUCUACAUGUUAUAUUAAACGCAUCUAUGUUCCGAAAAACUUUGCUCAAUAAAAGUACUCUCCACCCCC